Messenger RNA from Pistacia vera, 2164 nucleotides. Its product is annotated as probable LRR receptor-like serine/threonine-protein kinase At5g63710. Gene Ontology annotation, molecular function: ATP binding; protein kinase activity; protein binding. Gene Ontology annotation, biological process: protein phosphorylation. The record is from RefSeq and is a predicted model, not a curated record. Lineage: Eukaryota; Viridiplantae; Streptophyta; Magnoliopsida; Sapindales; Anacardiaceae.
UAGCCACCGGUAGUAGGAUUCUAAUUCUCGUUUCGAGCACCAACCAACACAGCACAACGAAACCAAGUAUUCUCUUCUGUGCUGUUCUUUCUUUCUAACAAUGUCUUCCCUUCCUUUUCUUUUCUCAGAUGCUAGGUGGGUCCCUCCAUCACUCACUUCAUUUCAUCAUCAUAAUCCCAUUCUUCAAUUGCUUUCUUAUAUUACUUGUGCUUCCUCCACCUUUUCUUUUCUCAGGCUGAAGUUGCUGCACAAGUCAUGCCUAAAUCAGGUGGCAAGAGAUUGGUGUACGGAUGUUGGUGGGAAAUUAAUAGUAGUUACCAGUUUGGAGCAAAGCUAAUGAUGAAAUGUUUCAUACUCCUUAUCUUUUUAAGUUUCAGUCAUAUAACCGAAGCGCCUGAUGUUGAAGGUGAAGCUUUGAAGGAGAUUUUAAGAACUGUCAAUGAUACUGAUGGUCGUAUAACAGAUUGGACUGAUCCUUUUCUGAGCCCUUGUUUUAGUUGGUCUCAUGUCACUUGCAGAAAUGGAAAUGUCAUGUACCUAACGCUGGAUUCAAAUGGAUUUUCGGGAAAACUAUCACCAUCGUUGACCAAACUUAAGUUUUUGGUUGGCUUGGAGCUACAGAACAAUAAUUUAUCAGGUGCAUUACCAGAUUUCAUUGGCAGCAUGGUUCACCUGCAAAGUCUCAAUCUUGCAAACAAUAAAUUCAGUGGCUCUAUACCCGUGAAUUGGGGUCAUCUAUCAAAUUUAAAGCAUUUGGAUCUUUCAUCCAAUGAUUUAGCUGGAAAAAUUCCAAUGCAACUAUUUUCAGUUGCAACAUUCAACUUUACUGGAACACAUCUCACUUGUGGCUCUAGUUUGGGGCAGCCUUGUGUGUCAAGCGCUCCUCUACCAGUUUCAACCAGCAGAUCAAAACUUAGAGUUGUUGUAACAUCAGCAAGUUGUGGUGCUUUUGUACUUCUGUUGAUUGGUGCUCUCUUUUUAUUCCGAUAUCAUCAGUUGCACAGACGCAAACAUGAUGUUUUUGUUGAUGUUGCAGGUGAAGAUGAUCGAAGUUUUUUUGGUCAGUUAGAAGAUUUCUUGGCGUGAACUCCAACUUGCAACUAUAAUUUUAGUGAAAACAUAAUUGGACAAGGAGGUUUUGGGAAAGUGUAUAAAGGUCUCUCUGACAACACAAAAGUUGCUGUGAAACGCCUUGCUGAUUAUUAUAGUCCUGGUGGAGAGGCUGUCCACAGGGAAGUCCAACUUAUAAGUGUUGCUGUUCAUCGGAAUCUUCUCAGUUAGUUGGGUUUUGUACAACUCUCAUCCGAGAGAAUCCUUGUACCCUUCAUGCAAAAUCUUAGCGUCGCGUAUCGCUUGAGAGAUUUGAAACCUGGAGAGAAAGGCUUCGACUGGCCAACAAGGAAAUGUGUGGCAUUUGGAGCAGCCCGUGUUUUGGAGUAUCUACAUGAGCACUGUAAUCCUAAGAUUAUACAUCGUGAUUUAAAAGCUGCCAAUAUCCUUUUGGAUGACAAUUUUGAAGCUGUUCUUGGCGAUUUUGGGCUGGCAAAACUUGUUGAUACAAAAUUGACUCAUGUUACCACUCAAGUGCGCGGUACAAUGGGCCACAUUGCCCCAGAAUAUUUGUCAACUGGGAAAUCUUCAGAGAAGACAGAUGUGUUUGGAUAUGGAAUAACUCUACUAGAACUUGUAACUGGUCAACGUGCAAUAGAUUUCUCUUGCCUUGAAGAGGAAGAGGAUGCUCUUCUGCUUGAUCAUAUUAAGAAAUUACUGAGAGAAGAUAGACUAAGUGAUAUUGUGGAUAAAAACCUAAAGAAUUAUGAUUCAAAAGAAGUCGAGAUUGUAGUCCAAGUGGCGUUGCUCUGCACUCAAAGCUCCCCAGAAGACCGUCUGACAAUGGCAGAAGUAGUUAAAAUGUUGGAAGGAGUGGGUCUAACUGAGAGAUGGGCUGAGUGGGAGCAGCUUGAACAAGUAAGGCAUCAAGGAUUCUCACUCAUGUCUCAGCAGUUUGCUUGGGCAGAAGAGUCAAGUCUUGACCAAGAAGCAAUACAGUUGUCCAAAGCAAGAUAGAACAUAAUUUAAGUCUAUUUGGACUAAAGCUUUAUAUAUCACUUACUGUAUAUGAAAUAAAAACCGACAAAAAUAAUAUCCUAUGGUUUGCUUAUGA